GGGUUCUACGGAUGUCACUUUCUUAUGCUUUCUAACUUUCCACUGUUAAUGGAGCGCCUAAUGUUUACAGUGUGGUUUAUAGAAGAUACGCCGAUGUAAAACCUUCCUUUGAGGAUCGGACGUUCUAGAUAAGAAGCUUCUGAGUGGCCGCCGUGAACAUGGCGGACCGUGAGGAGCGUCGCUUUGCCGAGGUUUCCCGGGACUCCGUCAAACUCAUGGCCGAGAGUACAGGCGUGGAGCUCGGCGACGAUGUGGCUACACUGCUGGCUGAGGAUGUGUGCUACCGGCUCAGGGAAGCCACACAGAGCAGCUCUCAGUUUAUGAGACAUGCCAAGAGGAGGAAGCUGACGGUGGAGGACUUCAACAGAGCUCUGCGCUGGAGCAACGUGGAGGCUAUAUGUGGCUACGGGGCCCAGGACGCUCUUCCCUUCCGCUCAGCAAAAGAAGGAGAGCUUUUCUUCAUCGAGGAUCGGGACAUCAACCUGGUGGAGUUGGCUCUGGCCACCAACAUUCCCAAAGGCUGUGCUGAGACGCUGGUGCGAGUAAACGUGUCGUACCUGGACGGCAAAGGAAACCUGGAGCCUCAGGGGACAGUUCCCUCAGCGGUGCAGACCCUAUCAGAGGACCUGUUGAAGUACUACCAGCAGAUCACACGGGCCAUCCUGGGGGAGGACCCCCACCUCAUGAAGGUGGCUCUGCUGGACCUCCAGUCCAACUCCAAGAUCGCCGCCCUACUGCCAUACUUUGUUUACGUCAUCAGUGGGGUGAAGUCGGUGAGCCACGACCUGGAGCAGCUGAACCGGCUCCUCCACAUGGUGAAGAGCCUGGUGCAGAACCCCUACCUGUACCUGGGCUCGUACGUGCGCAGCCUGGUCUCCAGCGUCAUGUACUGCAUCCUGGAGCCCCUCGCCGCCUCCAUCAACCCGCUCAACGACCACUGGACCCUCCGGGACUACGCCGCGCUGCUGCUCAGCCACAUCUUCUGGACUCACGGAGAUCUGGUGAGCGGUCUGUACCAUCAGAUUCUUCUGUCCCUGCAGAAGGUUCUGUCCGACCCGGUGAGGCCCCUCUGCUCCCACUACGGGGCCGUGGUGGGGCUCCACGCUCUGGGGUGGAAGGCCGUUGAGAGGGUGCUGUUCCCUCACCUCCCUGCGUACUGGGCCAACCUGCAGGCCGUGCUGGAUGAUUACUCUGUGUCCAACGCGCAGGUCAAAGCAGACGGACACAAGGUGUACGGAGCCAUCCUGGUGGCGGUGGAGCGGCUGCUGAAGAUGAAGGCUCUGUCUCUGAGUCAGCCUGCAGACGGGGGCUCCGGUGGUCAGCAGGGCUCUGUGGGUGGGGCCAUGGGUUACAGGGUGAGCUCCCCCGGCCUCAGCCCACCCCCAGAGCCUCUGUCAGAUGCCGCCCUGGGGAUCGCCAGCCACCUGCAGGCGGGGGGGGCUGGCUGCCCCUGGGAGGAGUGGACCCCGGUCCCUCUGCCCGCCAUGUACUGCGAGCUGUACUCCUUCUUCGGGGACAGCCUGGCGGUCAGGUUCAGCACGGGGCCCGGGUGGGGCAGCUACCCCCCCUGCACCCUGUCCCAGCACAGUGACACCAAGAAGGAGCCUGCUGGCCCCGCCUCCAACCCUGACACCGCCCGAAAGAUGCCUCAGCUGACGGCCAACCUCAACAUCAGCCCCAGGCAGGAUGGGAGUCCUCGCACUGAUCCCCCCCCGCCCAGCCUGGCAGCCACAGGACCAGGAAGGUCCCUGGCUCGCUCCUCUUCCUCCUCCUCCUCGGUGCAGCGCUCCAGAUCUUCCUCGUCCCGUGCCGGCCCACGCUCAGCCGGUCUGUCCCGAGACGUUUUCCCCAAAGCCCGUUUCACCCCCCCUCCAACAGGCCUGCCGGUGUUCACCUUCCUCAUCGGCGGGCGGCAGAUGGGCCGCCGCUGCCAGGGCCGUCGCCCCUUCCAGACCACCUUCGCCCCGACCCCGCCUCUUCCUGCCAUCCCGCCACGUGCCUACGCCCACAAACUGCCAGUCAUCGGCAGGGUGGGCAAACCUGUGCGCCGCUGGGCCGGCUCCCAUUACUCCCUUCACCUGCCUCUCUAGGGGGGGGGAGUGGGGGGGAGAGAACUAUAGCACUACUGACUUAUACAUGCCGAGAAUCACUUUCUUAUUUUGAAAGGAUUCUGGUUUCUUAUCGAGAUGGAUAACAAUAUCUGGCCGGUAGGACCUCUCCACCAACGUAUUGACACAGACAUGCAGUUUGGACAUAUUUUGGGUUUAGGGCUUGGAUGUAUUAUCAGGAAAACCCCCAAAAAUUAAGAACACGUUUCCCAAUGCGGCAUGACUCAGGCAGCAUUUAAAUAAACAUGGCAAACACAAAGAAUAUGAAGCGCUUGAAGGCAGACCAAGAGAACGUUCAGGAGGACGUGAUGAACACGCCUGUACCUGUCUUUGAAUGAAUCAGAUUAGUGCACAUAGUAACAACUAUAUGUCCCACUAACAGGUGGUCUGUUUUUAGUCCCCCCCCCAAAUACAGCAUUUUUCUGCAUUUGUGUAUCUGACGUCACAUUGCUGCGUUUCUUACUGAGAGAUUAGAGGUUUUAUUUAUUUUUUGGUUAUAAAAAAUGGGGAAUACAACGUUGAUAUUUUGUUUGUUUUUCAGUUAAUAUUUAAAACUGUGACUAACAGUUAUUCUCAUCUUUUUGUUGGGAGUUUUGUAACUUUACACCCCAAAGUGAAAUGUUGCUAAAUAUAUUUGAAUCGCAAUGAUAUAAAAAAGAGAAGCUGGAUCCAGAGAACGUUUUGCUGUGUAUUUUACAGAAUUGAAAAGAAGAAAUUAGAAAAACAUGUAAUUGUUCUUUUGUUUGUACUGGUUAAUUAAUUAGUCUUCCUGUUGUUUGAGCGCUAAAUCUCAUCAACCGUUGUAAGAUGUUAUGACUGAAGCUGGAGCUCAGACCCGACUCAUGAAUCCCACAGAGGACAGAAACACGGAGUCAUGUAAGAGUGCGGAUUUCUCCUGGAAGCCCUGAAACCUGCGAGCAUGUAUUUAUACAGAGCUGUAGUUUCCACAGAAUAAACCGUUCUCUUCUGUA
Messenger RNA from Eleginops maclovinus (Patagonian blennie), 3079 nucleotides. It is a transcript of the gene taf6l, whose product is annotated as TAF6-like RNA polymerase II, p300/CBP-associated factor (PCAF)-associated factor. The record is from RefSeq and is a predicted model, not a curated record. The transcript is spliced from 12 exons. Bases 159 to 2090 code for a protein of 643 amino acids. Gene Ontology annotation, cellular component: SAGA complex; SLIK (SAGA-like) complex; transcription factor TFIID complex. Gene Ontology annotation, molecular function: RNA polymerase II general transcription initiation factor activity; protein heterodimerization activity; transcription coactivator activity. NCBI's taxonomy places the organism in Eukaryota, Metazoa, Chordata, Actinopteri, Perciformes, Eleginopidae. Gene Ontology annotation, biological process: transcription initiation at RNA polymerase II promoter; RNA polymerase II preinitiation complex assembly.